Biomphalaria glabrata is the source of this 1649-nucleotide messenger RNA. Its product is annotated as beta-1,4-galactosyltransferase 3-like. NCBI's taxonomy places the organism in Eukaryota, Metazoa, Mollusca, Gastropoda, Planorbidae. Gene Ontology annotation, molecular function: N-acetyl-beta-glucosaminyl-derivative 4-beta-N-acetylgalactosaminyltransferase activity. Bases 126 to 1193 code for a protein of 355 amino acids. The record is from RefSeq and is a predicted model, not a curated record. Gene Ontology annotation, biological process: carbohydrate metabolic process; glycosphingolipid biosynthetic process. The transcript has 8 exons.
AACAAUCAUCAACAAUGUCAGAGAGUUAGAAUGAAAAUGUAGCAGAUCAACUUAAAAUUUGGUUGCAUCACAAAUUUGACUGGUUUUCUCAGUAUGCAUUACACAACACAAUUAAAACUAAAAAAAUGAGAUUAAAACUUAUUUCUAAGUCAGGCAUAGCAAAGCUACGCAGAUAUGUCAAACAUGUUUUCAUUCUUACAUACUUUUCUUUGGUUAUUUUCGCUAUCUUCAACUAUAAAAGUCACUGCAUAGAAACAAUGCCUAAUACACUUAUCGAAAUGUCCAAAUUAGACCAUUCUGUGGAAGGACGUUGCACAUUAGAUUUCAACAAAUUGGGUGAUGCUAACGUUGACAUUUUCGUCAAACCCACCGAGGAAAGUAUAAGGGCAGCCAACCCUGAAGUCAGAUCAGGUGGGGCAUGGAAACCUUCAGACUGCCGUUCGUGGCAACGGGUAGCAAUAAUCAUCCCAUAUCGAGAUCGCUACCACCACCUGCUCGUGCUCCUGAAUCGUUUACAUCCAAUGCUACAAAUUCAAAAGAUUGACUAUAGAAUAUUUGUCAUAGAGCAGGAUGGGAAGGACAAAUUCAACAGAGGCAAACUGAUGAAUGUGGGUUUCAGGGAGGCUUUGCGUUUUGGAGAGUUUGAUUGCAUGGUUUUCCAAGAUGUAGAUCUACUACCAGAGGACGACAGAAACCUUUACUUGUGUGAUGAUUAUGCCAGACAUCUAGCUGCUGCUAUUGAUGAAAUGAGAUACCAUGUCAUGUACUAUAAUUAUGCCGGAGGAGUAAUAGCCAUGAACAAACAUAACUUCAGAAAAAUUAAUGGUUACUCUAACUCCUACUGGGGUUGGGGAAAUGAAGAUGACGACUUUUCGGCAAGAAUUCAAGAAUCAGGAUUAUUACUAACUAGGCCUCCACCUCACAUAGGCAGGUUCAAGAUGGUACGUCAUACUAAAGAAAUGAGAUCUGAACAUGGAUAUGAAAUGUUUUUGGGCUGGAGAACCAGGUGGCCCCAGGAUGGUUUGAAUGACCCGCUGGGAAUGAACUACACUGUGGUAGACAUGAUCCAAGCACCGCUGUAUACCAAGGUGGUUGUAGACAUUGGCAAGCCCCCAGACAGCAUGGAUAUCUAUAUGAAGGAUCAUUCUAAAGAUGUCUCCAUUUGGUGGUUUUUAAAGUAUUACUACCCCUAAGCUGCGAAUGAGACCUUCCAGCCCACUGUGAUUUCAACUACUCACUACAAGAUUAUAUAUAUUAGUCAUCUAAUUUUUUUUUCUUUUAGAUUUAUGUAUAUAAGAACAAAGAUAUUUGCAUUUGAUAUUUACAUUUGAUGGAUAUUACUUGAACAAUUCUUUAUGCAUAUAUUCCAUUGACUUUUGAUGGUGCCAUUUUUUUUUUUAAGCACCUUUUUUUUUUUUUUUUUAAAAGUCAUUAUCAGCAUUUGUAUUGGUGUUUGUGAUCUUCCAUGUCUUAUACUGUCAUUGCAUUUAACUGAAACCUUUUUUUGUGUAAGAGACUUGUUGUUGGCAUUUAAUUGGUCAUAUUUAAUUGAUCAUACUAAUGCUGUAAUCAAAAUAUCACCCUUAAACUCUAGUUUAUAACUUUUUUUUUAUUGAUGAUGUUUUCUGGAUAUAUAUAUAUAUAUAUAU